Molecule: messenger RNA, 2115 nt
Organism: Lepisosteus oculatus (spotted gar)
Lineage: Eukaryota; Metazoa; Chordata; Actinopteri; Semionotiformes; Lepisosteidae
Product: ATP synthase subunit C lysine N-methyltransferase
Biological process (GO): positive regulation of proton-transporting ATP synthase activity, rotational mechanism; peptidyl-lysine trimethylation; regulation of mitochondrial ATP synthesis coupled proton transport
Cellular component (GO): mitochondrion
Molecular function (GO): protein-lysine N-methyltransferase activity
Source: RefSeq, a predicted model, not a curated record
UGUGUGAAUAUUACGUGAAAUUAAUUAUUUACAAAGGCUGAUCUCACAGAUUGUUUUUCACAUCUUAAACUAAAAUGUUCACUUUUACUGGUCAGCCAUUCCCGAAGAGAGCUGGGAUAAAGUUAUAUACAGUUAUGAUAUUUAACUUGUUGCAUAGUUUUACUAUUGGAGAAAGACGGAAGAGACAUAUUUUCCUUUCUACGUUGUAAAAGUUCAACACAAAUUAGAAAAUGGAGAUAUAGUAGGUAGCCUGCGAUUCCAAAUAUCUCCGAUUUAGUCCGAGACCAUCUACUGUACUCACUUUCCUAUUUGAGUAUAGCGUACGAGGGAGGACGUUACGACAAGCAGUUUAUCACAAACCGGAUUGGCUCUGAGCAAGUUCAUGUGAGGUGGAAGAAUAAAAUUCUUUGUUGUCAUUGGGCAAUGCGAUGUCAGUCUUUUUCUUUGUACUGCUUUUACAUGGAAAAAGGGCUUCAGUGAGCUACUGUAUAUGCCCGAGAGUUUUGAUUUUUCAGGGUUUGGAAAGGAAGCAGGAUUUCUAGAAAACACUGUUUACCGAGUGACAAUGUGAUUAGCGCGGCACCUGCUGUAUCUGUCAGUAAAACUUGCCCUAGUGUGACAGAGCGUGUGUCUGUGUUUGUGUCUGUCUACCCUGUGAUGGACUGGCAUCCCCUCCAAGGUGUACACCGCCUUGGACCCAUUGCUCGCUGGGAUAGGCUCUGGCUCUCCUGUGACCCUGAAUUGGAAGAAAAGGUUGGAAAAAUCAUACGGAGCUGAAGCAGGAGUGCAGCAGUGCAAUAUGGAAGACUCCAUAGAUGUCAUUCUUCAGGAUCAAAACACAAAGUUUUUGCACCGGCCUCAGGACAGUCAUCACUUGAGUAUGGUAUUAGGGGGGUUGCUUGUUGGCUUCUACAGACUAUGGACAAUGUUUGUACAGCCUGGCUUCCGAAAAGUGCCAAUUAAGUUACAGGUACCAUAUUUACCUUCCAGUACGAUACAGACACAGAAUGUAAUGAAACUCCUGGAGGGACGAAAAGGUUGCCUGGCUGACCUUGGUUCUGGAGAUGGGAGACUGGUCUUUGCUGCUUCUUCUCUGGGACUUCAGAGUACUGGAUUUGAGAUCAACUCAAUUUUGUUAACCUAUGCAAGAAGUAAAGCCUGGUGGAAAGGAAUACCCACCUAUAAAGCUACUUUUGUCAACAAGGAUUUUUGGAAGACCGAUCUGUCAAGGUACAAUAAUGUGACCGUAUUUUUAGCUCCAGGUGUGAUGGAGGUGUUGGAGAAGAAGCUCCUGGCAGAACUCCCUGAUGGUGCCAGAGUCAUUUCAUGUCGUUUCCCUUUCCCACACUGGCCCUCCGUCGGCACUGAAGGAGCAGGCCUGGAUCAAGUAUGGGCCUAUGACAUAAAUGCUGUACGCAGGAUUGCUACCUAAUCGCUUUCAAUUUGAAGCUAAUUGGGUAUUGACAAACAUUUUUUUAAAAGAGGCAUAGUAUUUUAAUACUAAAUAUAAUCGUCUACAAAAAACCUCUCUUUUGAAACAAACCUUUUAAUGUAACGGAAACUCUGUGUGAAACUGCAUAUGUUGUUCACUCUACACCAAAUCUUGGUAAUCCGCUGUCUUGAGGUUCCCAUUAUCAUCGUCCCCUGAGGUUGAUAAAUUAGUCCAAAUAAGUCAAUAGUGGCUGCUUUAGGUUCUUAAGAGGUGAGCUGGAAUGAAGAACUACAGACAUACUGACUGCUCUGGACAACGAUUGUACACGCCUGGAUAAUUUCGUUUCAUAUCAUGUUUAUGGUUUCUACUUUUCCAGAUGCCUCUACAAAGCCUGUAUACUUACAUAAGCCAUAAUCAAAACCUAACUUUGAGAAUUCAUCAUGAAGAGUUAGGUUUUAGGGAAGGCAUCAUCGAUUAAACACUCUACUGUAUGUCUCUCAUUUUGGUUACAUGUGUAUUCACUUCUUCAUAUGAAACAGGUUAUAUUGACUUUCUCUUAGAAAUUAAUGUCUGACUAAUGCAUUCAUUUCACAGUAAAAAAGCCAUGCAAGUUUGCAUUUCCAUUGUUUGUGAACAAUAAUCUAUAAAUAGAGAUGAAUCAAAAAUAAAAAUUAAAUUUGCAA